This is a messenger RNA of Daktulosphaira vitifoliae (grape phylloxera), 477 nucleotides long. RefSeq lists its product as uncharacterized. The record is from RefSeq and is a predicted model, not a curated record. The coding region runs from base 1 to 477 and encodes 158 amino acids. Lineage: Eukaryota; Metazoa; Arthropoda; Insecta; Hemiptera; Phylloxeridae. The transcript is spliced from 3 exons.
AUGCAAAGAAGAAAAUUGUUCGAAGCGGGUAAAAAAAGAAUCAAAUCGAGUGCUUUACUUAAAUUUAGUGGACCCAAUAGAGAUAACGGUUUAGUGGAACCCUUAGAUAAUAUUCCAUCUGAAAAAGAGCUUCGUGAGAAGAUGAGUAAUUUUUUGGUAAAAUUAAACGAAGUUGAUGUAAAAAAACUAGAAUUUUCUACAAGGGAUCAACACCACAACCAAGAUUGGUACAUAGAAAGAAAAAAAAGACUUACUGCAUCAAAUUUUGGAGAUAUUUGUAAAAUGCGUGUCAAUACAAUAAUUAAAUAUGACCAUGACUUUUGGAUUACAAAAAUGGAGGAAAAAUUAAAUAUAUUUUACUUGGAGUGUCUUUUGCCUGAAAUAGUUUGUCCUUUGUAUGGAAAACGUUUAGAACUAACGGACAUAAGAGAGCCAGAACACAUACAAGAAGCAAUAAUAAUAAUUAACCCUUCCUAG